AUUCACCUUCGUGUCAUGUCAUCAUGUGAAGUUCCGCAUCAUCAUCAUCAUCAUCUCCAAUCUCUCUCUCCAUCUCUCGCAUCUGAAUCUCUCUCCCCGUCUCGUUACACACCCUCAUGCCGUUGAAGCAAUUCUCGGAUUCAAAUCGAGCCUGCAAGUUGUCGGGAACCCUAAUCUGGGCGCGCUUCUUCUUCGCUUCGCAGCUUCGAAUCCGUAUCAAAAUGUGAUCUUGGAUCGAUCGCGAAGAUACAAACUGUCGUGAACUCCGCAACCCACGAUUCGAUCACGUCUCUGCAUCCUCUUUCCCUGCGGAUUCAUUCCGGUUCGAGGGAGAUUGAGGGGGGAAGGGGGGGAGAGAGAGAGAGAGAGAGAGAGAUUGGAAGGAGCUGGGAGAUGCCGAGUGUGACUGUGAAGCUCUACAGCGUCUUCUUCAAGCUGCUCCUGAAGCAUCGGUUGCAGAACCGGAUUCAGUCGCAAUCUGACGAUUCCGACGCGUUUGGCGUUACCUCCCGCCCCGAGGAGUCCGUUGCCGCCGUGAACCCCUCCUUCGCUGACGGCGUCGCCACCAAGGACAUCCACAUCGACCCCUUCACCUCCCUCUCCGUCCGCAUCUUCCUCCCUGAGUCCGCCCUCUCCCCGCCCGAGCCCGACUCCAAGUCCCAAUCCAGGCCGAGGGCUCGGAUCCCGUUCAAGAGCCCCGAUCUCAAUGGCAAUUCGCAGAGCAAUCAACCUUCUUCUCGCCGGCACAGUUAUGGCACUCCGACUGCCGCAGCGAGAGAUGAUCCUGGGAAGCCCUCCAAUUUCGAGGAGAGCUCGCGAUUGAGCCUCGGGCGGCGCAAUAGCUUCGGAUCAUCCGCGGCACACCCGCACAAUGCCAAGCUGAACGGUAAUCAUUAUACGGGGUUUAGUAACGAUGCGGAGAGCUUGAGUUUGAGAUCGUCUGAUGGCGGUGGUUUGCCAUACAGAGGGUAUUCGCCCUUGAUUGGCAAUGCGAGGAAAUUGCCAGUGCUGUUGCAGUUUCAUGGUGGAGGUUGGGUGAGCGGUUCGAAUGAUUCGGUGGUGAAUGAUGUCUUCUGUCGGAGGAUUGCGAAGUUGUGUGAUGUGAUCGUUGUUGCAGUCGGGUAUCGGCUUGCGCCAGAAAAUAAGUACCCGGCUGCAUUUGAGGAUGGGAUGAAGGUAUUGAAUUGGUUGGCAAAGCAGGCAAAUUUGGCUGAAUGUAGUAAAUCUAUGGGUAGUUCACGAGGAGUUGCCGCCGAGUCUAAGAAAUCUGACCUUCACAGGCAUAUUAUUGAUACUUUUGGGGCACAGAUGGUUGAGCCCUGGUUGGCAGCUCAUGGAGAUCCCUCCAGAUGUAUUCUCCUGGGCGUGAGUUGUGGUGCGAACAUUGCGGACUAUGUGGCACGGAAAGCUGUAGAGGCAGGCAGACUAUUGGAUCCUAUUAAGGUUGUUGCUCAGGUUCUCAUGUAUCCAUUUUUCAUGGGAAGUGUUCCCACACAUUCUGAGAUAAAGCUAGCAAAUUCGUAUUUCUACGACAAAGAUACGUGCCUACUUGCCUGGAAGCUCUUCUUACCCGAAGAAGAGUUCAGCCUGGACCAUCCAGCUGCAAACCCACUCAUCCCUGGCAGAGGGCCACCCUUAAAGCUCAUGCCUCCAACACUAACAGUUGUGGCAGAACACGACUGGAUGAGAGAUAGAGCCAUUGCUUACUCGGAGGAACUCCGGAAGGUGAACGUCGAUGCUCCUGUUUAUGACUAUAAGGAUGCGGUUCAUGAAUUUGCGACACUUGAUAUGCUUAUCAAGACCCCCCAGGCUCAGGCUUGUGCAGAAGACAUUGCUAUCUGGGUCAAAAAGUACAUCUCAUUCAGGGGACACGAGUUUUCUUACUAGGCAGGAGAUGCCAACUGGAAUGACUUGUAACUGGAGGUUCCACUAUUGGGACUUGGCAGUUUUGCUUGAGAUGGCUGAAAUAGCAACUUCUUGCUGCCACCACCUCUGAAUUUUGACACAGCAGUCAGGAUGACGGCUCAUCAAUUUUAAUACUUUACCCAUAUCGGGUUUAUUUGUGAGAAAUAUGUAAUGAGAGAUUAGGAUAGAUUUGGCGUGAGAUGCAUUUGCUCCUGAUAUAAGCUUUAUAUGCCUGAUCAGAACAUUGUCUUCGGCAUUUUUUUUUUCUCUUCCUGUGAAUUAAGAUGUACAACGCUUCAAUGAAUUCAGUUGGUACAAUUAAGUACCCUCUCCAAUUUCUUUCCA
This is a messenger RNA of Rhodamnia argentea, 2250 nucleotides long. RefSeq names its product probable carboxylesterase 11. The record is from RefSeq and is a predicted model, not a curated record. The coding region runs from base 394 to 1887 and encodes 497 amino acids. Gene Ontology annotation, molecular function: hydrolase activity. Lineage: Eukaryota; Viridiplantae; Streptophyta; Magnoliopsida; Myrtales; Myrtaceae. The transcript has 3 exons.